AUGAACAUCGCACGCCCCAUUCCCUCGACGGUCGCGAGCGUUUCCUUCUCCUUCCUCACGACAGAAGAUGUGCGCAGAAUCUCAGUCAAGCAGAUCGUGAACCCUGUACUUUUGGACGACCUCAAUCGUCCGAAUGUUGGAGGUCUAUAUGACCCGUCUCUUGGGCCGAGUGACAAGCAGGACAUCUGCGCUACAUGCCGUCUGUCCUACUUCACUUGCCCUGGCCAUUUCGGUCACAUCGAGCUCCCCGCCCCCGUCUUCCACCCGCUGUUCAUGGCCAAUGCGUACCACUUGAUUCGUGGAACGUGCCUCUUCUGCCAUAGGUUCAAGCUGAGCCGUUUCCUGUGCAAAUACGUCGCGAAGCUGCGAUUGCUGGAGUACGGCUUCGUCGUUGCCGCCAAGGCCCUUGACGACAUGCACUACGACACCAAGAAGGGAAAGCGGGGCGCGGAAGACGAGGAUGACGACGAGCCAGCUGAGUCGUACGAAGCAUUCGAGCAGCGCGUGAACCUCUACGUCGCGGCACAUCUGGCGACCGCAUCAAGCAGCAAACGCGACUCGUACAAGGACGGGCUUGUGUACCAGGCAAGAAAAGACGUCAUUAGCGACUUCAUCAAGACGUCGAUGACCAAAAAGUGCCAAAACACCAACUGCGGCGCGUACGGCUACUCCUUCCGCAAAGAAGGCCAUACCAAGAUCAUUGAGCUGGCUCUGACGGCAAAACAGCAGCAGCAGCACGACUUGUUGGGCAUGAAGAGACCGAACGUCUUGAACGACCAGAAGUCGCAGUCUUCGAAGCGCCAGAAAACCGCACAGGGAGAGAGCCGCGCGGCAGACUCGUCCGACGAAGAGGCUAGCGACGAGUCAGACGAGGAGGAAGGGGAAGGGGAUGACGUUUUUUCCGACGAAGAGGAGUCCAGCCAUCCUGUUGCCAAUGGUGCUGCGCUCCCAAAGUCUGCGAGCGGAAAGGUCAAAACUGCGCGUGGCCGCAACGAGCGCGUCGUGCCGCCUGAAGAGUGUCGAGCUCACCUCCGCCGUCUUUUCCGUAACGAAUCGGUAAUGUGUUCGCUGCUCUUCGGGCGACACGGUCCUCUGGCUCCGGUCAACCAAAACAACCUCUCCCUCGCGUCUGCCGACAUGUUCUUCAUGGAGGUCCUCCCCGUCAGCCCCACACGCUUUCGUCCCCCUGCCAAGAUGGGCGAGAUGCUCUUCGAGCAUCCUCAGAACGAGCUCAUGUCCAAGGUGUUGACGACAUCCUACCGCCUGCGCGACCUGAACAACAACCUUCGCGCUGCCUCCACGAAGGGCUCCGACGUCGAGGAAGCGGCACGCCGCCGCAUCCUUCAGUCACUCCUCGACACCCUCAUUCAGUUGCAGGUCGAUGUCAACAGCUAUAUCGACAGCAGCAAGAACCCCACACCUAUACGACAGGGACGUCUGCCCCCUGCUGGUGUCAAGCAAGGUCUGGAGAAGAAGGAGGGCUUGUUCCGCAAGCACAUGAUGGGCAAACGUGUCAACUACGCCGCCCGCUCCGUUAUCUCGCCGGACGUCAACAUCGAGCCCAAUGAGAUCGGUAUUCCUCCCGUCUUCGCCCGCAAGUUGACGUUCCCGGAGCCCGUCACCCCGAACAACUUCCACGAGCUGCGGCAAUUAGUGAUCACAGGUGCUCGUGGAUAUCCUGGUGCUACCAUGGUCGAGUACGAGGACGGACAUCUUCACUUCCUGGAUAAACUCACCCUGGAGCAACGCACUGCUAUCGCCAACCAAUUGUUGACUCCCCAGGAGGGGUCACACGGGUCUGCGCAGAGGCAGGGUCUGUACACUUCCACGCCUGCUGUCAACAAGAAGGUGUAUCGGCAUCUUCGGGACGGCGACAUCCUUAUCCUGAACCGUCAACCGACUCUCCACAAACCGAGUAUGAUGUGCCACAAGGCUCGCGUCCUGCAAGGCGAGAAGACGAUCCGAAUGCACUACGCGAAUUGUAACUCGUACAAUGCCGACUUCGAUGGAGAUGAGAUGAACAUUCAUUUUCCUCAGAACCACGUCGCCCGGGCGGAGGCGUACUUCAUCGCUAACACCGACAACCAGUACCUUGUUCCCACGUCGGGCAAGCCUCUUCGCGGCCUCAUCCAGGAUCAUGUCGUCGCGGGCGUGUGGAUGACAGCGCAGGACGCAUUCUUCACGCGCGAAGAAUACUUCCAGCUGCUGUACGGCGCGCUCCGUCCCGAGGACGACCCGGAGCAGCACGGCGGCCGCCUCGUCACUCUGCCGCCGACGAUAUGGAAGCCCAAGCCUCUCUGGACCGGAAAGCAGAUUAUUUCUACGGUCAUGAAGAACAUCACGCCGCCGCAGUUCGACGGCCUGAACCUGCACGCCGCGGCGAAGGUCCCCGGGCACCUGUGGGGCACGGAUUCCCAGGAGGACAAGGUCGUGUUCAUGGACGGCGAGCUUCUGUCCGGCAUACUGGACAAGUCUGCGUUCGGAGCCUCGGACUAUGGUCUCGUGCAUUCCGUGUACGAGCUGUACGGCGCCGACGUCGCUGGCAAGCUCCUCGGCGUUCUCAGCCGGCUGUUCACCAAGUUCCUGCAGCACCGCGCGUUUACGUGUCGGAUGGACGAUCUCGCGCUCACGCCCGACGGCAACGCGCGUCGGGCAGACCUUAUCGCGAAAAGCACGAACCUCGGCACGGAGGGCGCCAUCGAGAACUUCCCGGUGCUCAAGACGACGCCGGAGGGCGAAAGGCCCGCUGUGCUCCGUUCUCUCCUGGAAGACGUGCUCCGGGACGAUAGCAAGAUGGCGGGGCUCGACGUGACCGUGAAGGGCAAACUGGCGAAGCUAACCAAGUCGAUCGCGGACGCCGUAAUGCCCCACGGCCUCCUGCGCCAGUUCCCGCACAACCACAUGCAGGCGAUGACCGUGUCCGGCGCGAAGGGGAGCGCCGUGAACGCGCAGCAGAUCUCCUGUGCGCUUGGCCAGCAGGAGCUCGAGGGGCGGCGCGUGCCCGUCAUGGUGAGCGGCAAGACGCUGCCGUCGUUCAAGCCGUUCGAGACGAAGGCCAUCGCCGGAGGGUACGUCGCGAGCCGGUUCUUGACAGGGGUCAAGCCACAGGAGUUCUUUUUCCAUUGCAUGGCCGGCCGGGAGGGCCUCAUCGACACCGCUGUCAAGACGUCGCGCUCCGGGUACCUCCAGCGCUGCCUGAUCAAGCACCUCGAGGGCGUACGCGUGCACUACGACAACACGGUGCGCGGGAGCGACUCGUCGAUCUAUCAGUUCAACUACGGCGGGGACUCGCUCGACGUCACGAAGCAGAAGCACCUCACGCAGUUCGAGUUUAUCGCGCGCAACGAGACGUCGUUCGUAAACCGCUACCAGCCGCGCUCGCUGCACGGGCUCGUGUCGGAGGAGGCCGUCGAGUAUAUGAAAAAGAUCGUCAAGUACAAGGACCGGAAGCACAAGCGCGACAAGUACGUUCCCGCGCUCUCCAAGUACCCCCCGCAGCGCUUCCUCGGCAGCACGUCCGAGCUCUUCGCGGACAAGGUCGACGACUACGUCAAGAAGAACCCGCACGGCCUCCUGCGUGAGAAGGGCGACGACAGCCUGCCCAUCAAGCGCCGCAAGGCGCCCCUCAGCAAGAAGAAUUUCCAGCUGCUCACCAGCGUAAAGUACAUGCGCAGCCUCGUCGAGCCUGGCGAAGCCGUGGGUUUACUGGCGUCUCAAGGUGUUGGCGAGCCGUCGACACAGAUGACGCUGAACACGUUCCAUUUCGCCGGUCACGGUGCGGCGAACGUCACGCUCGGUAUCCCGCGUCUGCGUGAGAUCGUGAUGACCGCGUCGACGAAGCCCAAGACGCCGUCGAUGACGAUGAAGGUGCACGCUGGAGUCGCGGCGGCGAGCAUCGACCGGUUCUGCAAGAAGGCGAGCCGGCUCGCGCUCUCGCACAUCGUCGACAAGAUCACGGUGAAGGAGCAGCUCGUGCUCAAGGGCGAGUCGCGCAGCAAGGAGUUCACGAUCGACCUCGCGUUCUACCCGCGCGCCGAGUACGAGCAGGAGUACGACGUCGGGCCCCUCGAGAUCCUCAUGUCGUUCGCCACCAAGUUCCCGCUGCUGUUCAAGAAGGAGCUGCAGGUAGAGCUCAAGAAGCUCGAUGCGGACCUCAAGAGCCAGAAGGCGGAGCUGGGCAAGGGCAAGACCGUCCGGGAGCACCAGGGUGCCGCCGGCGACGCAGAGGAGGACGGUGACGACCCCCGCAGCCGGAAGCAGGACGAUGACGACGACGCGAGCGAGGUCGGCGACGGCGAUGCGACAACGUCCAAGCACAAGCGCCAGCGCAAAGAGCAGGCUACCUAUGAGGACGAGGACGAAGAGGAUGAGGACGCGGAUGAGGGGGGAGAAAUGGGGGACCUCGACAUCGAAGCAGCAUAUGCCUCCUCGUCCGACGACGACGAGGGUAGCGAUGAGGACAUGGACCAGGGCGCCGAUUCACUGGCGGAGGAACAUGACCGUGUCGAAAGCCUGUUCAUGGACAACCUGCCGAGCGCCACAUCGUUCUCGUUCCGCGAUUCAGGCUGCACGAUCGGACUGCAGGCGAGUUUGUUGCCAGCAUCGCACUUCGGGUCCACUAUGCCCAAGCUACUACUUGUCGGGCUAGUCGAGCGCGUGUGUCUGAAGACGGUCGUUCGGGAGAUUCCAGGCAUCACAGAUUGUUUCAAGAAUGAGGACGACGGGAAGAAUGGGGAGAAAAUAUUCUCUCUCACAACGAAUGGAUCCAAUUUGCCCGGGCUAUGGCAGUUCGCCUGCGGAAAGGGUAACAGCAUCAUCGACCACAACGGCAUUUACUCCAACGACAUCCACGCGCUCCUGUGCGCUUACGGCGUGGAGGCAGCGCGUGCUGCGAUCCUGCAAGAGAUCGGUGGCGUCUUUGCCGUUUACAAGAUCGACGUUGACAUCCGUCACCUGGAGCUAAUCGCCGAUUACAUGACAUUCGAUGGCGGUUACAAGCCGUUCAACCGGAAAGGCAUCUCCACGAACCCUUCGCCUCUCCUCAAGGCCUCUUACGAGACGACCGCCGCGUUCCUGUCCGAUGCGACCCUCCACGGCGACUUCGAUGACCUGACAACCCCAUCGGGCAAUAUUGUCUUGGGCAGGCUCAGUCGCACGGGAACAGGCGCAUUCGAUAUCGUCAUGCCGGUGGACCAGAAGGAGGCGGUCGCGAGUAUGUAAUUGCAUGUAUCCCGUAGCGCGAAAAGUAGCAUAUGAUAUUCACACGUAACGA
This is a messenger RNA of Trametes versicolor FP-101664 SS1, 5272 nucleotides long. Its product is annotated as beta and beta-prime subunits of DNA dependent RNA-polymerase. Gene Ontology annotation, cellular component: RNA polymerase I complex. The transcript has 16 exons. Gene Ontology annotation, molecular function: DNA-directed RNA polymerase activity; DNA binding. The record is from RefSeq and is a predicted model, not a curated record. The coding region runs from base 1 to 5220 and encodes 1739 amino acids. Gene Ontology annotation, biological process: DNA-templated transcription. Lineage: Eukaryota; Fungi; Basidiomycota; Agaricomycetes; Polyporales; Polyporaceae.